This is a messenger RNA of Mycena citricolor, 4172 nucleotides long. Lineage: Eukaryota; Fungi; Basidiomycota; Agaricomycetes; Agaricales; Mycenaceae. The record is from the annotation of a GenBank genome assembly.
UAGACAUCAAGUCUGCCUUGGAGAUUUGAGGAUCCAUGUACUACUAAACUUUGCACGCGAUCAAUCAUCCAUCGUCCUCGGUCCCGCUCGGCUCGACGUUUAUGAUUCAUACUCCAACUUAUUAGACUGUCCAGUUUCUCCUCCUAACAAGAAACGAUUUUGGAAUGCCGCCUCGCAAAGGGAUCGUCAAGUCCGGCAACGCAGGAAACUCAUCCAAAGCGACGGCGAAACCUGCCCCGAGUGCAGAAACUUCCGGCGCGCCUCAAUUAGAUGGACAGCCACUGUUUCCUCCGGGGUACAAGUAUCCACUGAGCUUGCUGCAAGAGAGAUGCCAAAAGAAUGGAUGGGAAAGGGCAGUCAUCGACACUAGAAGGCAGCAGGCCGGCUAUAGCUUUACGGUCACACUGGCCAGGAUCAACAAGAAGAGCGGGCAGAAGGAGACUGUGCGCAUGGAGCCACAUCCUCCCUAUGUAUCCCCCUCCGCAAUCGAAGCGCGUCACUGGGGAGCUACCUACGCGUUGCAUCGCGUCAGUUCGGGGUUUCCUUGCCGUACUCCCUUUGGGAACGGCUUCCAGUUCAACUACGGCUUACCACCAGGUCCGAGAGAAUACUGGAAUCAGCUGGCAGCAGAACAAGCCAAAUGUCCGGAGCAUCAAAAGUGGAUGUACGCCGCAGAUCCAUUCGCUGCCAAGAAGGAAGUGGAGGAGAGGCAAUCGCAGAGCCUCCGGAAGCGGCAAGAAGUAGCAGCUCCUGCGCCAGAGUCCAUCGAAGACCUGCAACGAGGAUCGGCUCCCCGACCCCCAGCUGCCACGGGGGAGUUCGCACAGGCGCCAGAAGUCAAGAUGGCUGGAGCCCUCCGUGAUCUCACGGAGGAUGCGAUCAAACAAGCCAUUUCGCUUUUCCCAGAAGCGGCCGAUGUUGCGCCGUCGGUUCUCUCGGAGGAAGAUGCGCCGAAUCCAGGCCGCCAAAGCGUGCAAUUUCCUGUCACGACCGUCUGCUAUCACCAGCAAUCUGAUGAACUCGCGAUCCCCUUGGAAGCUGCGAUCGAGUAUCUCAUCUUGCACUUGCCGGAAUGUGAUCUUCCCCAACGAUUUCUGCCGUCGGGAAACUCCUCUGGCUCGUUCGUCACGGCCAUCCACUCGGGCUCGGACGACGUCAAGAGGCGCUGGGUCGAGGACAAGAUGUCCAAGGAGGCAGGAUACCCAGUCCAUGUCGUUCAAGCAUGCAUAGACAGCGAUCAGAGUCUUGUCGAUAACUACGACACCCUCCUCACUUUGCUUGGACGCAAGCUCAUCGGCGUCGACGCCUCGAGCGAUGGCGAGCCAUUCACGAUCGAUCCAGAUGAACUGGAUGCCAUGGGUGCGACCGUCGAAGACGGCAUGCUCGUGAUGCCCCUUUUCAGCGCACCUGUCAAACUACACAUCCCCAUCUCUGAGGAGAAGAGAUAUCCACGGCCUGGUUUCGCGCCACUCUUCGUCACAUCCAACACUAUAGCGGCGUACGUGAGACUGCAUCUCGUCUCGCAGCUGCUGCAGGAGAUGGAGGACACCGAGAACUUUAUCCAGCCGGGCGAAGGGCUCUGCAUGGCCUCUAUGCGUGUAUUGGAAGCAGCGUGGGCAGUAAUCGAGGACGAAGGACCGCCUGAUAUGGCUGUCGUGCUGUGGCACCUCGUUCCCAGGGAGGAGACAGAGGGCGUGGAUUAUGAGCAUGCUGAUGUCCGGGCGCCUGAGGAAAACAGACGCAAGAAGAGGGGCCCGGGAUCCCAUCGCCGUGACGAGCGAAACAGUGCCCAGAUCAAGCAAGAAUUCGAUCAUCUCCGUGCAGGUCUGAAGUACAAGGAUAUGCUUGCUGCUAGACAGAAAUUGCCUGCGUUUACGGCGAAGGACGAAUUUCUCCAUGUCCUGGAUAAGAGUCGCGUGGUGGUGGUUGUGGGAGAGACUGGAUGCGGGAAAACGACCCAGCUGCCCCAAUUCAUUCUCGACGCGCUGAUCGAUGCGGAUGCUGGGGCAUCUGCCAACAUCAUCGUCACCCAGCCGCGUCGUCUGUCGGCGAUCUCCGUCGCAGCUCGUGUUGCGGCUGAACGCAUAGAAGACGGGUCCGUGGGCUAUGCGAUUCGGGGCGAAAGCAAAGUCUCCAAGACAACGAAAUUGCUGUUUUGCACCACUGGUGUGGUUCUCCGCCGUCUUGGUGGAGGAGAUGCGCUGGACGGUGUCAGCCAUAUCAUCGUCGAUGAGGUGCACGAGCGAUCUGUCGACGGUGACUUUCUUUUGCUCGAGUUGCGGGAGCUCCUCAAGAAACACAAGACACUCAAAGUGGUACUGAUGUCUGCUACUAUCAACCACGAAACGUUCAUCCAAUACUUUGGUGGAGCUCCAUUGCUGACUAUCCCCGGAUUCACUCAUCCUGUCACUGACCUGUAUCUGGAGGAUGUCAUUCCCCGCAUCGGCUAUCGUCCACAGGCAACGAAGUUCAGCAAGAAAGAGACUGGAGACGCCCUGAACAAGUUCAGGGAGGAGCAGAAAUCUCAAGGACUAGAUGACGCCAGCAUCUCCGCGAUUCAAACCAUCAGUCGUAACGAACGGAUUGAUUAUCAGCUCAUCGCAGAGAUUGUGAAAUAUAUCGUCACCGAUCCAGACAAGAAGCGCGGCGGCAUCCUCAUCUUCCUUCCCGGUGUGCCAGAAAUCCGGCAAUGCAUGGAUGCGAUGCGGAAAAGCCUUCCGAGCGGCCAGGCCGAGGUCCACCCACUCCACGCGAAUCUUUCGAGCGACGAGCAGCGACGUGUGUUUGUAAAGACAUCCAAGUGGAAGGUCAUCGCGGCCACCAACGUCGCCGAGACUUCCAUCACGAUCGACGACGUCAUCUAUGUUGUCGACGUCGGGCGAGUCAAGGAAACGCAGUUCGAUCCCGAGACAGGCCUUUCGCGACUCGUCGAAACCUACAUCACGCGGGCGGCAGGACGACAGCGCCGAGGUCGAGCAGGUCGAACGCAGCCCGGGUUCUGCUACAAAUUAUACACCAGGAAUCAGGAGAACAACAUGGGCAAGUUUCCUGUCCCGGAGAUUCUCCGUGUCCCCUUGGAGAGCAUCUCUCUGACGGUCAAGGUUAUGCGUGAAGAGGAGGACGUCAAGCUCUUCUUGAAGCGUGCCAUCGAUCCGCCCAAAGUGUCCGCGAUGGAAGCCGCUUGGGCCGUUCUUGAGGAUCUGGGUGCCGUUGACCUACAGGGCCGGCUAACUCCGCUAGGCAGACAUAUCUCCGCUCUUCCCGUGGACCUUCGAUUAGCCAAGAUGCUUGUGCUGGGAACCAUUUUUCAAUGCCUGGGACCUGUUCUGACGAUUGCUGCCGCGCUGUCUUCCAAGCCUUUGUUCCUGACGCCCGUCGACAAGCGAGAUGAAGCUGCGCAAGCGCGGAGUCGGUUCUCCACCGCUGGCAGCGAUCUGCUCACUGAUCUCCAAGCCUAUAACGCUUGCAUGAAACUGCGUGAAGACGGCAAGGGCCAAGCUGCUAUCCGAGACUUCUGUGAAGAUGCGAGUGGAUCCAGUCCUAACUUCAUCUCGGCUACAACCGUGCGGGACAUCACGACUUUGCGAACCGACUUCAUCGGCUCGCUCUGUGACCUGGGCUUCAUCCCCCUGUCAUCAAACCCAGCCUCGCCAGAGUUGAACACAAACAGCGCUAACUACAAUCUCAUCAAGGCAGUCAUCCUGGGCGGGCUCUGGCCACGUGUCGCCCGCGUCCAGCUACCCAAAUCUGCGAUCAAAUUCGACAAGCUCUCCGCCGGGACGAUUCAGCGCGAGAAUCUCGCGAAGGACUUCCGCUUGUACGACAUCCGCGCGGAUUCGGAGCGCGUCUUCCUGCAUCCCACGAGCAUGCUCUUCGAUGUUGCCGCGUGGAGAUCGCCGUUCGUGCCGAUGUAUGCACUGCUCCUGUUCGGUGGACCCGUCACAGUCAACCACGUUGCUGGCGGCUUGGUUGUCGGUACCAAGACGAGCUUUGUUCGGCUGCGAGCCUGGCCGCGAAUCGGGGUGCUUGUCAAUCAGCUCCGUCGGCUGUUGGACGCGCAGCUUCAGCGCUGCAUCGAACAAGGGGCCAUGCUCAAUACCACAGGCCAGAACCCCGUUGUCCAAGCAAUCCUUGCGUUGCUGACCAACGACGGUCUAACGAGUAACGAGUGA